Sinocyclocheilus rhinocerous is the source of this 1200-nucleotide messenger RNA. RefSeq names its product sorbin and SH3 domain-containing protein 2-like. The annotation marks the transcript as partial. The transcript has a single exon. NCBI's taxonomy places the organism in Eukaryota, Metazoa, Chordata, Actinopteri, Cypriniformes, Cyprinidae. The record is from RefSeq and is a predicted model, not a curated record.
CGCUCCAUCUGCUUCAAGAACGGUUGGCAGACAGGCCGACAUGAAGCUGCAGAGACUUGGAGUAGUGUUGACGAUGAAUCUGUCGUGACUCCGUCAUCACCACGGCUCAAAUCACGUAGCUGUGAUGAUUUGUUGUCUGAUGGACAUGGUGCUAGUAAUGACGGGAGAGCAUCCACUUCUGUGACUACCACUCGCUCUGAAAGUGCAGGUUCAUUGCUCGAUGAAGACGCUCCACAGACGCCUCAAGUAAAAAGUCUUACCUCAUCUCCCAGGGGGCGGCGACAUCACCGCCGUAAGAUGCCACAUGAUACUCCAGGUUUCCUUCAGCUCUACAAGAAAAUGCACCACAUAGACCGGGAGCAGCUGUUGCCCUCAGAGGUGAUUCGUUCUGUACGUGCACGAAUCCUCGAGCUGGAACGGCUACAGCAGCAAAAGAGGCACAACCUCCAUGGUUGGGCACCUUUCGGUAAUGAGGUACCUCAACACAUGGUCCCAAACCUUAUUUCAGAAUAUGAACAGCUCAUCCAGAAAUCAAAGUCAAUGCCAGACCUUGGUGACGAAAAUGCUCCUUCGGGCACCACCACACCAGGGUCCUCAAGGGCCAGCAGCUGUCCCAAACGACGCUUUUCUGUGGAAUCACUUUUAGAGGAAGAGGAUCCUCCAGAAAGGGCUAGGAGUCCCCCUGAGGGACAUCCAAAACCGGAACCAGACAGCAGUAGCCUGGUGCCAAUUCAUGGGAAGAACCAGAGGCAUCAAGACUACUCGGACAGUGAGCAGGACGCCUGUGCCUCUGAAAUGAGCGACAUCCACAUAGAAGGAUCUUCACUGUGUAGCGAAAGUGACCUGGAUCAUUGCUCAUUUACCUCAUUGGAGAGCUUUUACGGUUCUGGGCAACAUCACCAUCAUGGACACCAUCACCAUGGACACCGUUACCAUCGCCACCAUCACGUGCACCAGAGUGUCGGUCAGAGUCAAGGUUACCAACACCGCCACCUCAUCAGCUCAUGUAAGGGUCGCUGUCCAGCAUCCUAUACACGAUUCACCACCAUGCUAAAACAUGAGCGACAACAAGAAAGGGCUCGGCAGGAGUCCCACCCUGCCUCUACAUCUCCGCUAGCCCAGCAGUCACCCAGUGAGUCAGGCCUUUCCAAACUGGCCUUCCUGGUCAGCCCUGUGCCUUUCCGCCGGAAACGAGGCUCC